Messenger RNA from Entelurus aequoreus (snake pipefish), 1458 nucleotides. RefSeq lists its product as uncharacterized. NCBI's taxonomy places the organism in Eukaryota, Metazoa, Chordata, Actinopteri, Syngnathiformes, Syngnathidae. The transcript has 2 exons. Bases 518 to 829 code for a protein of 103 amino acids. The record is from RefSeq and is a predicted model, not a curated record.
CUUGUGCAAAUAGACGCCCUUGUCCUAAUAGUCGCCCGGGGUCUGAGCCCAUUUUGUGAAUUAACAGCCUCUUCCUAAUAAACGCCUAUGUCCAAAUAGCCGCCCAUGGGCUGUUAUUUGCAUAAUUUAGAUUAAAAUCAUAUUGAUUUAAUUUUCAUUAAACCCAAUUUAUAAGCUAAAAGGAAAAGCAAAGGUGCAAUAAUUCUGGUCAUUACGGUAACAGCAGACGUCACGUGGGGAUUCUGGGUAAUCAACAUAUUGCAAUGGGUCACCGCAUAUAGCGUAACACACAACAAACCCACGAGGAAAAGUUUCAACAUGGCAAGCAACAGUAGCAGUGAGUUGAAUGAACAGGAUACCGCUACACCACAACUGAUGGACGGGAAUACUUUAAGGGGGAAGAAGAGAACGUUUGACUUGACUUAAAGUUCAAGCUAGCGAUUGUGAAGUAUGCGGAGCAGAAUUCUGGUUUGGCAGCGGCCAGGCAGUUUAACGUUGACCCAAAACGUGUACGAGAAUGGAAACAAAAAAAGGGAGAACUACUAUCUCAGUCGGCAAUCGAUGGAAAACGACCCCCCGGAUGGAGGUGUGUGGGCUGACGGUGGCAGCUGAUGGGAGUGAGGACCAGCUCAUUUACUGCUUCAAGGAGGGACAGCCAUGUCAGGCAGGCAGAGAGAUGCUGUUGAGGGCUAGACAGCAGGCUGCUGCUGUGCUUCAGGAAGAGGAGGAGAGUGAUGAGGAACAGCAGUUCCUCAAUGAACUUGUGAUUGAAAAGGAGGAUGAUGAUGAGGGGGGUGAGGGAGAGAAGGAGGAUGAUGAGUGGGGUUGAGUUGCAUUUGGGGUUGCGUUUGCUGCAGUAUUAUUGUUUUGAUGGUUUUAUAGAGUACUUGGUACCAUAAUUGUAUUUUUCUUGUAUGCUUCUUUAUUUAAAACUUGGAGUACUGUAGCCUUUAUUUUAUUUAAGUGACAGUAUUAUUGUUCUGUUUUGAUGGUGUGUUUUUUAAUACUUGAGUACUUGGUACCAUAAUUUUAUUUUUCCCAGUAGGCUGCUUUAUUUAAAAAGUGUAUUUAUUUUUAGUAUUGGUAGUCUAUUUGACAAUUGUUGCAGUACUGCCAUGUUGAGGCCUUGUUGAUCUCUUGUCUUUUGAUAGUCUUGUUUUUUUGUUUGUAUGUUUACAAUAGCUUUUACAUUUAAAAUUGUUUGUACGAAAAAAAAAAUACUGGACAGUAACCAUUGUAACCAAAUAAUGGCCUGGUGCAGGCUGGUGCAAAAAUAAAUAAAAGCCUUGUGCAAAUAACCGCCCAUGUCCUAAUAGCCGCCCGGGGUCUGACCCCAUUUUGUAAAAUAAACGCCCGGGCUACUAUUUGGUAAUAUACGGUAUAUCAAUACAGUCUGCAAGGGAUACAGUCCGUAAGCACACAUGAUUGUGCGUGCUGCUGCUCCACUAAUAGUACUAA